AUGUCCUCCGGAUCCCCCUCCCCCCGUCCCGACGGAGGAAGAGGCUGGUCCACCCCAUCUCUCACGCCCCACAGCGGCCGCUCAACACCGCGCAGCAGCGAGCUUCUCACCCCGGCCAGCGUAUCGAGCAACAUCUCCUGGGCAUCCGCAAAGGCCAAGAGCGAAGAGAUCCGCGGCUAUCCGUCCUUCGCGACGCGCAACAACGGCUUCUUUUCGCGCUCGAAGCGCCAGAUCUCUGCCACCCUGCCGCGGUGGCGCUCGCCCUCGGGAUACGACGACUAUGCGGAGAAGGAUGAGAAGGGCGCGUAUCCGUAUUAUGGGGGUGCGCCUCGACGUGGGUGUUCGCCGUUUGGAUCGGGGAGGAGUGUGCUGAGGCGGAAGAGGAUGAGGUUGGUGGUGGUGCUGUUGUUGGGGUUGGUUGGGUAUUUGUAUCUGUGGAGUGCGAUCGUGGAACGGUAUCGACGAUCGCCCUUCGGAAACGGACGCAAGUUUGUCAUCGUCCUCGAGUCCAAUAUUGAAGGCGGGGUGAUGGAGUUGAAGGGCGCGCGCGAGUGGGCCGUCGAGCGCAACAGCAUCGCGAAUAAGGCCGCGUAUGCGCAGCGCUGGGGUUAUGACCUGGAAAUCGUCAACAUGCUCGCCAAAAAGCGGUACUCGCACGAAUGGCGCGAGGGAUGGGAGAAGGUCGACAUCCUCCGGGAGACGAUGGGCAAGUAUCCGCACGCGGAGUGGUUCUGGUGGAUCGACCUCAACACCUGGGUCAUGGAAGGUUCCUACUCGCUGCAAGACCACCUCUUCGACCGCCUCAGCGACAUCACCUACCGCGACAUCAACGUCUACAACCCCCUCAACAUCAGCCACCCGCCAACAGAGCCCUACCUCGACGAGGUAUCCCGCUCCGCCACCGGCGACGGCGACGUCUCCUCCAUCAACAUGGUCCUCACCCAAGACUGCGGUGGCUUCAACCUCGGCUCCUUCUUCCUGCGACGCUCGCUGUGGUCCGAGCGCCUCCUCGACAGCUGGUGGGAUCCGAUUCUAUACGAGCAGAAGCACAUGCAGUGGGAGCACAAGGAGCAGGACGCGCUCGAAAACCUAUACAUCAGCCAGCCGUGGGUACGCAGCAGCACCGCCUUCCUACCCCAGCGGUACGCCAAUGCCUUCCCACCGGGCGCCUGCGGCGCCGGCGGCGAUCCCGAAGUGCACUACUCCGAAGCGGAGCGGGACUUCGUGGUCAACAUGGCGGGGUGCAAAUUCGGACGGGACUGCUGGGCGGAGAUGCACGAGUAUCGCGAGCUCAGCAAGGAGCUGAAUCGGACGUGGUGGGAGCUAGUGAUGCCAUCGUCAUACACUCGCCGGACCACACGCGCAGCACUCAAUCCACCAACCCUCGACCUGACCCUCACCUCACCUUACCUCAAACCGAAAAACAAGGGUCGAAGGAAAAACGAACGAAAAAUGCCCACCCCCGAAUCCGCCGCCUUCCUCGCGAAGAAGCCCACCGUGGCACCGACGUACGACGGCGUCGACUUCGAGGACAACGUCGCCGUGCACAACGCCCGCGACGCCAUCAUCCGUGAGCAGUGGGUGCGCAGCAUGAUGUCGAGGCUGGUGGGCGAGGAGCUGGGCAAGUGCUAUCAUCGGGAGGGGGUGAAUCAUAUGGAGAAGUGUGGGGUUUUGAGGGAAAAAUACUUCGAACUGCUCAGCGAGCGCAAGAUCAAGGGUUAUCUGGGACAGGAGAAGAACGUGUUCGAGAAGGCUUGA
Messenger RNA from Aspergillus candidus, 1758 nucleotides. Its product is annotated as putative alpha-1,6-mannosyltransferase subunit. The transcript is spliced from 6 exons. Gene Ontology annotation, molecular function: glycosyltransferase activity. NCBI's taxonomy places the organism in Eukaryota, Fungi, Ascomycota, Eurotiomycetes, Eurotiales, Aspergillaceae. Bases 1 to 1758 code for a protein of 585 amino acids. The record is from RefSeq and is a predicted model, not a curated record. Gene Ontology annotation, cellular component: Golgi membrane. Gene Ontology annotation, biological process: protein N-linked glycosylation.